Salarias fasciatus (jewelled blenny) is the source of this 1812-nucleotide messenger RNA. RefSeq names its product SH3 domain binding kinase family, member 3 (gene sbk3). NCBI's taxonomy places the organism in Eukaryota, Metazoa, Chordata, Actinopteri, Blenniiformes, Blenniidae. The coding region runs from base 315 to 1436 and encodes 373 amino acids. Gene Ontology annotation, molecular function: ATP binding; protein serine/threonine kinase activity. The transcript is spliced from 4 exons. The record is from RefSeq and is a predicted model, not a curated record. Gene Ontology annotation, biological process: protein phosphorylation.
AGAGAGAGGGAAAGUAGUGUGUGUGUCCUGGACAGAAGCACACACUCAAUAUCCAGGUCUCCAGUAAACAUCUAUUGGCCUCUUCUAUAAAGCUGCAGUGCAACUGCACGGGAUCACGGAACAAAGGCAAAAACACACUCUUGACUUCCAGCUUGAUUCUCAGCUGAGCAGCAGGCGUGCAGUAGAUCUGGAGCACCGAACAGCAGCCACAGUUACCAGCGACUGCAGCGUGUUAGGAGUGUUCAAGAAGUCUCCGAUUAGAUGCUGACAAAAGCUGAGACCAGGUGAACAGAGAUCAUCCAGCUGAACAGAAGAUGACAACCGCAGCGACUCAGGAACUCGACGAGCGUUGCUUCCUUUCGGCACAGUCCAUGCCCAAGCUUAAAGUAUCCGAACACUUCCAGGUGGUGAAGCUCCUGGGAGAAGGUUCCUACGGAAAGGUCAUGCUGGCCGUUCACAAGACCCGAGGAACUCCCAUGGCGCUGAAGUUCUUCCCUCGAAAGUCCACCACUCUCGCCUCUUUCCUGCGCGAAUACAAUCUCUCCCUGUCCUACUGCACUCAUCCGUCUCUGACCCGGGCCCUCGGCAUCUUCUUCUCUACUCCGACCUACUAUGUGUUUGCCCAGCAGGCCGGUCUCUAUGGCGACCUGUACAGUGUUAUAGUGUCAGAGGCCGGGGUCGACGAGCACGGCGUCCAGAGGGUGAUGGCCCAGCUGAGCGGCGCCGUCACGCACCUGCACUCCCUGGGCUUCGUCCACCGCGACAUCAAACCCGAGAACAUCUUCCUGUGCGACAGCUCCUGCCGCUGGGUCAAACUGGGCGAUUUCGGCCUGGCCCGGGCCGUCGGCACCACCGUCCGAGCCGUUUGGUACGAGUCGCCCUUCUGCACCCCCGAAGUGGAACCGGCCAAGAAGGCCGAGCAGGAGAUGGAGAGGAGGAUCAGCGAGGGGACUGAGGACGAGAUGGAGGACAUCUGGAUCACAGUGGAGACCAGUAUCGACAGCUGGGGCCUCGGGGUGCUCACCUACUGCCUGCUGACGUGCUGCUUCCCCUGGGAGGAGAGCACCCACGACGACCGCGGCUACCGCAGGUUCAAAGAGUGGUUCGACCGAGAGGCUGAGAAGGAGGCGAAGGGGGAGGAUGGCGAGAGGAGAGACAGAACCAAAGCGGAGAACCAAAGAGGAAACCCACCUCCCUCACAGUUUGAGGGCCUCAGCUCGCUUGCCAUGACUCUGUUGAAAGAGCUGCUCCAUCCUGAACCCAAACUCAGAGGAAGCCCGGAGGACAUCCUGAGCUACCUGGGGGGGCCGUGGCUGGUGGAGACGGAGAGGGAGGAGAAGAAGAAAGCAGAGGAGGCAGCAAAGGAAGCGAGAAGCAUCAGAGAGAGGGGAGGGAUGGAAGAGGAGCUGCUCCGGGAAGGCAGAGGGGAGAGAUAAACUGUCUCUACAAAACAUUUUUAGUAGGUCAUAUUUCUGUAGAUAUUACAGGGAAAAAAAUCGUUUAAGGUGCUGAACUUUUCACAUAAAGAUUUUUUAAAUAUCUGUUCUAAAGGUAUCACUUCCUUUGUUGUAUAUAUCUUUGUGUUUGUGUGUUUUUUUGAAGAAUGAAAAAGAAAACUAUUGUAUUGGGAUUACUGUAUAAUCAAAAAUACUAACCACUGUAAGGAUGAAUAGAAUAUGAGCUGGAUGUAUUGUAGUUAGGAUCGAUGUUAUUUUAUAUUGGGAGGUCUUGAUUGUGUUGCUAUAUCCUGCUUCAAGUAUUGUUGAGAAAAAAGUUGCUUUGCUGUAAUGAGAAGAUGAUAUUUACCCUCCA